AGAACUAGGUUUUCGUAUGUGAUUCCGAUGUCGAGUUCUUGACUCUUGAUCGUGUUCUGAUUCUGGAUAGGUUCGGAUUUUGAGGGUUUUGUUUGGGGGAAUCAUUGGGUUUUAGCGGUGCCGAACCGCCGUGAACAGUUUCGUUUCUGAUUUCUCGCUAUACUCCGUCGAUAACGUUGUCUCGCUAUUCGUCGAUGAGAUACUAUUUUUCCUGCUCCCGUUAAAGAGCGUUUUCGUGGCUUGAAUCUCCAAACUUGUGGGGGGUGUGGCGGACUUGGUCUCUGCCAAUUUUCUAUGGAGAACUCAUCCACUUUUACUUCCUAAAAUGAAGGCAAGCGGUACAUCUGUCGGUCUAAUGGAAAAUAUCUCGAGUUUUGUUGUCAUUUAGUUAGGUAUUUGGAUGCAAUAUUGUCAUCCUCGGAGAUUAUUCGGCAGACUCGUUCUGAGCCUUGGAAUCCGUUAGUUUCGACUCUUCUCUGGAUUCCUUGCUUCAUUCUCCAUUCUACCCCUCUCCUUUCGUCAGCAUUCUUCUAUACUCUACAUCGUAUUAUUGAGUUCCUUGGAAUGGUGGCGAUCGUGUUUGGCACAUGUUAUUGCAACUUUCUCUUGUUGUAGAAUAUUUGUCACGUGAUGACUUGAAAGUUUUAAUGGGCAAAUCAUAUUCUGCUUGAAGAUACUUCUUCACAUGUGCAAUAUUUUGGCAGCACAACUUCUGGACUCCACAGAAGUAGUGGUCUUGUGCUAUUGUUGCCGAAACUGAUACAGCAACAACAAUUUCUGAGCUUGAAGUUUAUGGACACUGAACAGUUUCAGAGGUUGCGGGACCUAAAGCAGCUGGGUCUUACAUGCAUGGUCUAUCCAGGAGCUGUACACACUCGAUUUGAGCAUUCCCUGGGUGUUUAUUGGCUUGCUGGGGAGGCUGUUCGUUGUCUUCAAACGUACCAAGGAUCAGAGAUCGACAUCGACUGCUAUGAUGCCCAGACAGUUAAACUUGCAGGACUCUUGCAUGAUAUAGGCCAUGGACCUUUCAGCCACAUGUUUGAGCAUGAGUUUCUUCCUCAAGUCCUUCCUGGAUCAAAAUGGUCUCAUGAGCAGAUGUCAGUGCAGUUGGUGGACUACAUGGUUGAUCAGAACCAUAUUGACAUUGAUUCUGAUCGCCUUAGAAAAGUUAAAGAUAUGAUAAUCGCUAGUUCAAAGUUCGCUGCGAAAAAGAGUUCAGAAGAGAAGCAUUUUCUGUAUGACAUUGUUGCUAAUGGUCGCAAUGGAAUUGACGUGGACAAGUUUGAUUAUAUUGGCCGUGAUUGCAGAGCUUGUGGUCUUGGCUGCAACUUCCAGUUUCAAAGGCUUUUGGAAGGCAUGCGUGUCAUGGAUGAUGAAAUAUGCUACCCAGCUAAAGAAUAUCUCAAUAUUCACAAAUUAUUUGCAACACGUGCUGACCUUCACCGGACUGUGUAUACACAUGCAAAAGUAAAGGCCAUCGAGCUAAUGGUUGUGGAUGCACUGGUAAAAGCCGAUGAUUACCUCAAAAUAUCAUUGUAUCCCUUUGACCCAGCUCAAUUCUGGAAGUUGGAUGAUACAAUAUUGAAAACCAUUGAAUUUGCUGACAGCAAAAAGCUGAAAGAAUCUAGAAAUAUCAUCCAACGUAUUCGCCGGAGGGAUUUAUACCAGUUCUGCAAUGAAUAUGCUGUUCCAAAAGAUAAACUAGAGCAUUUCAAGGAUGUCACUCCACAGGACAUUGUAUGCUCGCAGAAAGCUAAUGGAGUGCAACUGAAGGUAGAAGAUAUUGCUGUGAGCAAUGUUAAGAUUGAUUUGACUCGUGGGAAGCAUAACCCUCUUGAGAGCAUCAGUUUCUUCAAGGAUUAUCACUGUGUGAAGAAAUUUAGCAUUACGGAAGAUCGCAUCAGCCACCUGCUGCCCGCCACUUGUCAAGAUACAAUUGUGAGGGUUUAUGCCAAGAAACCAGAAUUGGUAGAGGCAGUAUCCGAGGCUUUUGAGAACCUCCAACUGAAGAUAUAUGGUGUCAAAACCCAAGUGCAUGAAACACCGGAGGCGAAGAAACAACGGCGGUAAAAGUAGUGCAUGAUGCACCAGAGGCGCAGAAACAACAGCGGUAAAGACUUCAAAAGUUUCUCCUUUUUGUGUUUUGCAUUCUACAGUCCCUGGUUCUUUCUUCUAUCACAGUCCACAAAGGUACGUUACGAAAGAAGGAAUGACUACUAAAAUGUGUCGUAUACAUAACUAGGGUGGCUCACCAGUUGUACAAUCACAUAUAGUCAUUUUGAUACAUUAAUGAAACGAUCUUAUCUUUUUGUCA
This is a messenger RNA of Musa acuminata AAA Group (dessert banana), 2314 nucleotides long. RefSeq lists its product as uncharacterized. The transcript has 20 exons. Gene Ontology annotation, biological process: dGTP catabolic process. Bases 793 to 2070 code for a protein of 425 amino acids. Gene Ontology annotation, molecular function: dGTPase activity. The record is from RefSeq and is a predicted model, not a curated record. Gene Ontology annotation, cellular component: nucleus. Lineage: Eukaryota; Viridiplantae; Streptophyta; Magnoliopsida; Zingiberales; Musaceae.